AAAACGCAACUUGGAUUCCUUCCAAUUAACUGAGAAAAAAGCUGCGAGAUGGAAACCUUGCGGUGGCUCAAAGUUAGCAAUUUUAGCAAGAAGGAACCGUGAAGGAAGCACCAGUCGGAGCUUCACAACUUGUGCGCACAUUUGGAGCUCCUCUAACCUCUCUCACUCGGAUUCGGUGUUACGUCGAAUUCCACAUAAACCCUAAUUCUUCAGCUCUCAAGAGUGGUUUUUGAUGGUUCGUCGUUGUUAGUCGAUGCUGUGCGCUCUGUACUGUUAUCCUGCAUGGAGAGGAAAAGUUUGUACAGGAGAAGAAGAAGGAAGAUGAUGCAUCACAUGUUUAGGAUUUGGAUGGCGAUGGUUGUGGUGAUGGUGGUGACACUGGCGGUGGUGGGAUCAGUUUCGGGAGAAUCUGCGGGUUGCACCAGCCGGUAUGCGAGGCGAUUAAGUCAACGAGGCAUAGACAUGCCGUACAAUUCUUCAUACUUCGCUAAGCCGGUGGGCGAGAAUCCACCACAGCAGGUUCAUCUGACGCAAGGAGAUUACGAUGGCAAAGCCGUCAUUGUGUCUUUCGUCACAUCCAAAUUGGCCAUGCCGAAGGUCCGUUAUGGCACCGUCCGAGGGAAAUACCCUUCGGUGGUCACGGGAUACACCACUCAGUACACGUUUCACAACUAUACAUCUGGUUUCAUUCACCAUGUGGUUAUUUCCGACUUGGAGUUCAACACCAAGUAUUUCUACAAAGUUGGGGAAGAGGAGGAAGGUGCCCGUGAGUUUUUUUUCACAACUCCUCCUGCUCCUGGACCAGACACACCCUACGCUUUUGGAGUUAUAGGGGACUUGGGUCAGACGUUUGAUUCAGCUACCACAGUGGAGCAUUACUUGAAGAGUUACGGCCAGACAGUUCUUUUCGUCGGCGACCUAGCUUACCAGGACACUUACCCAUUUCACUAUCAAGUCCGUUUUGACACAUGGAGCCGAUUCGUUGAACGCAGUGCGGCCUAUCAGCCAUGGAUAUGGACAACAGGGAACCACGAGAUUGAUUUUCUCCCUCACAUCGGAGAAAUUACUCCAUUCAAACCCUUCAAUCAUCGAUUCCCUACACCUCACGACGCAUCCAGCAGCUCCUCACCCCAAUGGUAUGCCAUCAAGCGUGGACCAGUCCAUAUCAUCGUCCUCUCAUCCUACUCUGCUUACGGAAAGUACACACCACAAUAUUCCUGGUUGGUAGCAGAGCUGAAGAAAGUGGACAGGAAAGUGACCCCAUGGCUCAUUGUUUUGGUGCACUCGCCGUGGUACAAUUCCAACACACACCACUACAUCGAAGCCGAGACCAUGCGCGUGAUAUUCGAGCCAUUCAUUGUAGCUGCCAAAGUGGACAUUGUAUUUGCUGGCCAUGUUCACGCCUACGAACGAACUUUCCCGGUGUCCAACAUCAAAUACAACAUAACUAACGGUGCCUGCAUUCCCGAAGUAAACCCGGCAUCUCCAACUUACAUUACAGUUGGUGAUGGUGGCAAUAUUGAAGGCCUAGCUAUAGGAUUCUCGGAGCCACAACCUCAUUACUCAGCUUUCCGUGAAUCCAGCUUCGGCUUUGGAUUGUUGGACAUCAAGAACCGCACAACUGCUACUUGGACAUGGCACCGGAACCAGGAUGGCGAAGCUGUGUCGGCCGACUCAGUGAUUCUGCACAACAAAAUUUAUGUUGAAAAGGACGUGAUGUUAUGGUGAAAAUUACUCUUUUUGUUUGUUUGUUUUUUAUUUUUAUUUUUCUCGCAUUUCAACAGUAGUAUAGAAAACUAAUUGCGUGCAUGAAGAUAUGUGAUGUAUUUAGUAUUUCGUAGUUUGAUUUAAAAUGGAUCUUAAUUUGAUUAAGAAAUUUCUACUUUAAACUUUACAGGCCCAUAAAACAAAUAUCUCAGUAUAAAAGUCUAAUGUAUUUUAUUUUCUUGAUUUUAUGUCAUAAUAUUGUAACAUAAUUUGCAAGUUUGAAAUGUUACCAAAAGUGGCUUAUAAAACA
Molecule: messenger RNA, 2017 nt
Organism: Physcomitrium patens
Lineage: Eukaryota; Viridiplantae; Streptophyta; Bryopsida; Funariales; Funariaceae
Product: purple acid phosphatase 2
Molecular function (GO): acid phosphatase activity; metal ion binding
Source: RefSeq, a predicted model, not a curated record